GAAAUGGAGCAAGGGUAGGAACUGCUGAUAGACUGAGGGUUUACAGCAGCGGCUUUCAGCCUUUAGUUGUGUUGCUCUCUCCCCCCCCCCCCCCCCCGGAUAUCUUCUAGAAAGGCAGCGAAAUGUUUGCUUGGACUGUGCUGGCGCUCUCAACCGCGAUCGUCCUGCGAGCAGCGCAAUCCUACAAGCCGGUCAUUGUGGUGCACGGUUUGUUUGACAGCCCAGGGGAUUUCAAAUUGUUUCAAGGUUUCAUCAACGAGACACAUCCAGGUACCAAUGUGACUGUCAUUGACCUGUUUGAUCACACACAGAGCCUGAAGUCACUGUGGAGUCAGGUGGAUGGAUUCAAAGCAGCCAUCUAUCCCAUCAUGCAGAAUGCAGCGAAUGGGGUUCACAUGAUCUGUUACUCUCAAGGCGGUCUGAUCUGUCGAGGUAUCCUCUCUACAAUGCCAGACCACAAUGUGGACACCUUGAUAUCGCUGUCCUCUCCUCAGCUUGGCCAGUAUGGAGAUACCAAUUACCUGAAAUGGCUUUUUCCAAAUUAUGUGAAGUCCAAUCUCUACCACUUCUGUUACACACAAAUCGGGCAAUGUUUCUCCAUCUGUAAUUACUGGAAUGAUCCUCACCAUCACAAACUUUACCUCAACAGCAGCAACUACCUGGCCUUCCUCAAUAAUGAGAGGGAAAAUCCUAAUGCUACAGAAUGGAAGAAAAAUUUUCUGCGAAUCAAGAAGCUUGUUCUGAUUGGUGGACCAGACGACGGGGUCAUAACUCCAUGGCAGUCAAGUCAGUUUGGAUUUUACGAUGAGCACGAGACGGUGAUAGAUAUGAGACAACAGCUGGAGAGCCUCUAGCGUGGGAGAUGCAAUAUUUCUGCCCUUUUCACCAUCCAAGUUCUCUUCAAUGAAACUGAUUUGUUUUGCUUCUUUCAAGUUCGUAUAUUGAAGUAAUGUAGUCUGAAUGCACAUUGCCAAAUGCGGAACUCGUGUUUUCAGCAAGCCAACAUGAUCCUGAGCCUGGUCUAUGAACUCUACCUUUAAUAAAAACAAAAUGCUGGAGAAAUCCAGGUCUGGCAAUAUUUAUGGAAAGAAAAAGACUUAAAUGUUUCAGAACACGACUUCUCUUUGGUUUCUCCAGCACUUUUUAUUUCCAUUAUUUUACAUUUAGAUUUCCAUUAUCUUUGUUCUCAUCCCACAUUUCCUGUUUUUGACCACCUAUCAUUUUGCAAGGAAGAUGAACAAAAGAUCAAUGGACAGUACCUCUGUUUGAUGAGGCACUUUGCCAUCUUCCAGACUGGGUACCAAGUUCAGCAAUUUUAAAUAAUAAGUGCUGUCCCGAUUUUUUUUUUGCCAGUGCCAUUCAUGUAUCUGUGCUUCAUAUUUACAAUUCUUAUACGUGCAUCCUUUGUUUCUCUGCGUGACUCAUUACGAUCUUGUUUUGUCCUCCAUAAUCAACUUCUUGGCUACUUUAUCGCGUCUAUCCUAUUCUACACCUUUCAUUGUGAUCUUCUCCCUUCCUCCCAGUCACCCAGACCUUCCCUUUGCGCAAUCUUAAAAUCUGCUACAUCCUAACAACCGUGCAGUUCUGACAGUAGGCCACAGACUGGAAACGCUUACUUUUCUUUCUCCUUCCCCACCCACGCCCCGUGGAUGCUGCUUGACCUGCUUAGUAUUUGCAGCUUUUUCUGAUUUUUAUUUCGGAUGCCCAGUAUCUGCAAAAUUUUAAUUUUGCAGCAGAGCCAUCUGUUAGCUAUGAUCCCUCUUCAAUGAAACUUGGCCGCAGUACCGUUUGCUGCCAGCCGGUGGCGAUUCUGUACCACGUAUAACAUUGUUGUUCAGAAAUUUCAGCGCUUCCUGUUGUCCGUAGUACCGCUCACGACCAGGAGGUGGUGAUAUCGUGAUCAGAGAUAAUGGGAACUCCAGAUGCUGGAGAAUUCCAAGAUAAUAAAAUGUGAGGCUGGAUGAACACAGCAGGCCAAGCAGCAUCUCAGGAGCACAAAAGAUAUGGCACAGAUUUUUCUUCGUGGGCUCAAACUGUGGUAAUGGAACGGGGCCUACUGGAACUAUUCCAGUGGAAGUGGAGAGAAGGAGGCUGCCAGAGUACAGUUGUAAGUUUUUUUUAAAAAGACAAAGGUAUGGGUAUUUCACUUUUCUCUCAGAGCAGGGUCUGGAGCAGUUUCUUCCCGAAAUGGCGGUGCAGGCCAGGUCUUUGAAUUUCUUCAAGGCAGAGGUUAGAUUUUUGAUCGAUAACUAGGUCAAGGGUCAUGGGAAGCGGAAUUGAGUCAGAAACAGAUAAGCCAUGAUCAUAAUCAAAUGACAGAACAGGAUCAAAAGGGCUGAAUGACUUACUCCUGUUCCUAAGACUCCUGACCCCAUGCGACUAAUAGGUUAAAGUUUGGACAGAAUGGUCUUUAACAAAUCUUUGAAAACUUUUUGCAGAAGAAUAAUAGGGACAUAAGGUUGUGGAGCUGCCUCCAUGAUCUACCUUUACCCGUAACUUGCUCAUCCGCUUUCUGUCGUAUUCCAACAUUAUCCUAAACCAUGCAUCUGGUGCCUGAGGAACACUGAGCCCAGACAGUUCCACGCUUCCAGCACCUCUCUGACAAACGCAACCCCUCCCCCCACCCACCCACCACUACAUCUGCAAAGCUGUUUGUCCAACACACUAAUGGACAAUCCAAAACUUUCACCUGCUAAACAGCAAAAAUAAUCCAAAUCAUUGAUGCCUGGACUUAAAGGGAUAAAUUCUGAGAAAUGUGGGCCUCAUUUCUCUGGAAUUUAGAAGGUUAUGGGUGAUCUGAUCAAAGUUUUCAGGAUAUUAAUAGGAAGCACCAGGUUGGAUAGAGAGAUACUGUUUCCAUUGGUUGAGGAUCCUAGAAUUAAGGGGCAUAGCCUGAGAAACAGGGCUAGACCGUUCAGGAGAGAUGUUAGGAUGCACUUCUACACACAAAGGGUGGUGGAGGUUUGGAACUCUUUUCCACAAACAGCAGAGGAUGCCAAAUCAAUUGUUAAUUUUAAAUCUGAGGAGUUUUUUUUGAAAUUGAGCAACAGUAUUAAAUGAUAUGGACCAAAGGCAGGUACGUGGAGACAGGCUACUGAUCAGCCAUGAUCUCAUUGAAUGGUAGAGCAGACUUGAGGGGUUGAAUGGCCUCCUCCUGUUCCUAUGGCCUUUGGUUACUGUCACAAACGUCAUUCCCUCACUGGUGAACCCAAAUCUGCUCCCUAUUCUCAGGUGGUUUUUGCAGCCAUCGUGUCCUAUUAACCCCACUGAGUUUCAGACCAGACAUUGUCACCAUCACCAAAAUCACUGACUUCAUCACAGCCACAUCACCUGACUUUAUCUUGCCCAUCAACCGAAACCCUUACCAAUUUCUUUCCUCCCUGGGACUCAGUAAUUCCUUCUGAUGACAAGCCUAAGCUCUGUAAUUCCUUUUUAUCCUCUUGAACUUUCCUUCCAUUAUGUCCCAUUUGAUCAUCUAUCUUAUAAUUUGCUUCAGGGUCAAGUGUUUGAACACAUUCCUGUAAGGUUUUUGGAAUGUUUUACUUUGUGAACGUUGCUAUGUAACUGCAACUAGUCAUCAUCAUGGCUCCCCUCCCUCCAUAAACAUCAGCUUAUCCAAACUGUGCUGUCUGUAGCUGACCUUGCAUCACGCGCAGUUCACCCAACACCCCUGUGCUCACUAACUUGCAUUGAAUCUAGAUUCCCAAGUAUGUUGAACUGAAACUCGAAAUUCCAUGCUCUUGCUUCCACCCAAUUCUAAACAGUUCCAGCCUUAGAACCUUCUAGAUGUUACCCUUCCAAUUCUGGUCUGCUCCCUGUUCCCAGUUUUCAUUGCUCUAUGCCUUCACCAGCUGGGUAUAAACCUCUGGGAUGAUCUCCCUCCAUUCCUCUGACAGUUUAACCCUCUUCAUCCUUUUCAGUGCACUUUAAAAUCCACGUCUUUGACCAAAGCUUUGCUCACCUGCCCUAAUAUGGCCAGCAAUUAUCAUUGUGAUCCUGUGAAGACAUUUCCUGCACAAAAUUACUGUCUGCACAAUUUUACUGCAAUGAGAGAAUGAUUCUCCCAGGAAUACAAGGCAAGUGAUCACUGGAUCAUAGAAGAGAACAUUAACAUUUCUGUUUAAAUACCUGGUUUGCCUGGUUCCUUCCUCAUUCCCUGGUCUCACUGUGAUUCCAGAGCCCAUCCUGUGAGCCAUAACCUGAAGUCUGGUCUUUGGGACUAUAUUUGGUAUGCACAGUGUGGUGUAAUUAAUUCCUGUGUUUAAGCAUUUUUCUCUCUCUUUGUCCUCAAAGGGGAAACAGCUUAAGACCAGUGACUGUUAUUGGUGGAACUUGAAUGUUUAUCUUUCCUCUGUCUUUUCUGUUCCUUUUGUUUCUGAAGACCUUGACCCACGUUGAGCUAGUUACUGGCUGCUGGGCAAGUAUUCCAGAGGCAAAGUAGUCUCCAAUGUUUGGUCUACAUCAUGGGGUUCAAUCACGUAGUGUGUGGGGAGAAUCACAGCCCCAUAGACUGAAAAACCAAUGUUCAGGCCAGAGUAAAGUUGUGUGGCAGUUGAAAUUGAAGUAAAAUAAAUAAAAUAAAGCACGUGUUCUCUU
This is a messenger RNA of Stegostoma tigrinum, 4596 nucleotides long. RefSeq names its product palmitoyl-protein thioesterase 2b (gene ppt2b). The transcript has 8 exons. NCBI's taxonomy places the organism in Eukaryota, Metazoa, Chordata, Chondrichthyes, Orectolobiformes, Stegostomatidae. The coding region runs from base 123 to 854 and encodes 243 amino acids. Gene Ontology annotation, molecular function: thiolester hydrolase activity. The record is from RefSeq and is a predicted model, not a curated record. Gene Ontology annotation, cellular component: lysosome.